AUGGCGCAGGCAAAUCCUACGAUGGAAGAAGUCACGAGCGAACAGAACGAAGACCAUCAAGUCGGCGUUGAAACGACUGAAAGGGACAGAAGAGAAAGAAUCCCUACCGAAAAGGGCGAGUCACUUCGCCUGGAAAGGCUUGUUGAGGAGCGAAAGGCCGCAGGAGUCGCUCUGAGGAGGCAGAUAACGAAGGUAAACUCUUUACUCGAAUCGAUGAAAGAAUUAGACGCAAGAGUCCUAGAGCAAGAGCGUGACAGUCUAGACUUGUGUAGGGAUAGGAUGAAUGACGCUCAUCACAAUUAUUACAAAGAAUUGCAUGACACUAAGGAAGCAGAUGAAGCGUACGAGUGGUUUGAUAUUCGGGAUCGCGAACAUUUCCAAUGUCGCAUUAGAAUUAACGAAGCCUUGCUUAGUGUGGAAAGACAAACAAGCGAUAAAAUGUCUCUGGUUUCGUCAAAAUUAUCCAAGCGUUCUUCCUCCUCUUCAGUAAGAUCUAGAAGAGCAAAGGCAGCGGCCAAGGCAGCGUGUCUUCAAGUAGAAAUGGACUUUCUAGAAAGGGAAGCAGAGUAUAAGAAGCUAGUAAUGGAGUUAGCUAAGGCAAAGGCUGAGGAAGAAACCAUGCGCAAAAUCGAAGAAGAAGAAAGGCAGGAGGAUUUCCCCCAGAUCCCGAAGCAUGAAACACCAAUUCUAGACGUCAAACCCAAGCUAUCGCCCAAAGAGGAACCUAGUGAAACGAAACCUUUGCAAGAUAACGAGAUCUUAAACCCAAAGGCUCCGCCCUUUGAACCCCCAAAUGGCCCAGUUGUACGCCAAGGCACGCAUGCUGGUGAAUCACCAUCACGUGAAUCAAAGCCGGAGAUUUCCGACAGAACAGAGGAGUUAACCUCGGUGGUGAAGCUUGUCGCCGAACAACAAAGAAUGAGUCUGCUCCCAGCACAGCAGCCCCCGGUUUUCUCUGGAAACCACUUCGAUUACGCAGCAUUCAUCAGUGCCUUCGAAAGUUUAAGAGAGUGUCUCUAUUCCUAUGAUAAGGCUAGAAAGGUAUUAAAGGAAAGAUUCGGCCAUCCUUAUCGCGUUGCACAGGCCUACAAGGAUAAGCUGAAUGCUUGGCCUCCUAUGAAAGAAGGGGACGGCGCGCGUUUGCAACAGUUUGCUGAUUUCCUGGUGCUUUGCGAACAAGCCAUGAAUACGUUAAAGUACAUGGAAGGCCUUAACUCCGAGGACACUCUUAGAAGGAUAACUGCAAAGCUGCCAAGUAACAUGGGAGUGAAAUGGUGCCGUUUUGCCAAUAAGAUGUUAAAAUCAGAAGAAAGACUUUCUACGUUUCAUGACGUUGUCAAAUUUGUAACACAAGAAGCAGCCUUGGCAACCGACCCAGUAUUCUCACCUGAAGCCCUCAAGGAAGCAAGGAAAGAUGAGUUCACUAGCAGUAGCAGCAGUGACAACAACACCAACAGGAACACAACCUGGCGAAACAAUGGAAGAAAAGGCAAGAGUACAAGUAGCUUCUUGACAAGUGCCACACCUCACGAUGAUCAACCGCCACCAGGUUCUUCAUGUCCAUUCUGCAACAGUCAGCAUCACGAUCUGGAGAAGUGCUCAAGUUUCAAGAAGAAGACUGUUAAAGAAAGAAGAGCAUUUAUCCAAGAAGCUAGAAUAUGUUUCGGUUGUCUCUGCUACGGCCACAUGUUAAGAAGAUGUCGAAACCGGAAGGUGUGUAAGACAUGUAGUAUGCCCCACCCGACCAUCCUUCAUGAUGAAAGCAAAAUUUCUCCCAAGCAAGGUAGUGAAGACCAAGCAAGAGUAGUUCAGGCAGCUGAAGCAACUAGCAGCUGUACAAGUACCUGUAAUACUACUGGAGUCACCGAUGCCAUCACAAACUCUAUGAUUGUUCCGGUUCGAAUGUACCACCAAGACAACCUCGAAAGACAAGUUGUAAUUUAUGCGCUGCUCGACCCAGCUAGUAACGGAACUUUCGUUAAGGAAAGCAUACUCGAAGAACUGCAAGUUAAUGGAGUCGAGACUCAAUUGAAGCUAAACACAAUGCAUGGUUCAGAAGUAGUUCCUACUCGUAGAGUGAGCGGUCUUAUCGUGGAAAGAAUGGAUAGAGCGGUCUACAUCAAGCUUCCCAAGACGUACUCAAGGAACGAAAUACCAUCGAGAAGAAACGAGAUCCCAAGGCCAGAGUCGGCAGCAAAAUGGCCACACCUAAGUCAUUUAGCCAACAAGAUUUACCCGUACCAAAACGAUCUGCAAGUGGGACUUUUGAUCGGCUCAAACUGUCCAAACGCCAUAAAGCCGAAGCAGGUCAUUCCUGGUAGAAGCAGCAAUCCUUAUGCCAUCCGUACCCUCCUUGGUUGGGGCAUCAUUGGUCCAGUGACAGGAAGUACAACCACAGAAGAUUCGGAUGUCUUAUGUCACAGAGUUGCAGUGAACGAGAUCGGUAGCGAAGAAUUACCUUCCCAUAGUUUUGUUGUUGAGACACACGUAAAAGAGAUCAUCUCUCCAGAAGCAGUUAAGAGAAUGUUCGAGCGAGAUUUCAAUGAAGGGAAGCACGCGGCUCAACAAACCCUUUCCAUGGAUGAUCGAAGAUUCAUGGCAAAGGUUAAAGAAGGAAUUACCCAUCGUUCAGAUGGACACUAUGAACUGCCAUUGCCACUACGAAAUGAAUCGUUAGCCCUGCCGAAUAACGAGAAGCUUGCAGUCCAUCGCCUCCAGCAGUUGAAACUGAGAUUUCGAAGAGAUGAGAAAUACAAAGAAGACUACACGGCAUUUAUGAAUGACAUGAUUAAGAAGGGAUAUGCUGAGAAGAUACCAAAGGACGAAGUUAGGAAAGAUGGAAAGACAUGGUACCUUCCUCACCAUGGUGUCUUCCACCCUCAGAAGCCGGACAAGAUCCGCGUAGUCUUCGAUUGCUCCGCGGAGUACAAAGGGGAGGCUCUUAACAAGUAUCUUCUCCAAGGCCCAGAUCUUACCAACAAGCUUGUUGGAGUGCUAUCGAGGUUCAGAAGGGAGCCAGUUGCCUUCAUGGCAGAUAUAGAAGCAAUUUUUCUGCAGGUCCACGUCACUGAACAUUGUAGAGAUCUGUUACGCUUCUUGUGGUGGGAGGAUGGCGAUGUAAACAAGGAGCCCACGAUAUACCGGAUGACCGUUCAUCUCUUUGGAGCUGGUUCGUCUCCCGGUUGUUGUAACUUUGCGCUAAAGAAGACCGCUGAUGACCAUGAGCAAGAGUUUGGCCUCGAACCAGCCGAGUUCCUGAGGAAAGAUUUCUACGUUGACGACGGUCUGAAAUCUGUACCUUCUACAAGUCAAGCAAAGGAGCUCAUACGCAAGACUAAAGAGAUGUGUCGGCGCGGAGGAUUUAACCUGCAUAAAUUUACAAGCAACAAAAGAGAAGUUAUCGAGUCCAUACCAGUGGAAGAUCGUGCGAAAGGCAUAAAGGAGCUGAAUCUCGAGAAGGAUGAACUGCCUAUGGAAAGAGAAAGUAUUGGGUCAGACGCUUUCAAGUUCCGGAUCGUGAUGCAAGAUCACCCUUUAACGCGAAGAGGAAUUCUGUCCACUGUUAGCAGUGUGUACGAUCCGUUGGGGUUUCUGGCACCUCUAAUCUUGACAGGAAAAGGCCUUCUGCAAGAUCUGUGCAGAGGUAAAGUGGAAUGGGACGACCCUAUCCCCGAGAACAUAAGAUCACGUUGGCUGAAAUGGAGGGAUGAGUUACACCACUUAGAAGAUCUCUCCGUUCGAGGAUGCUUUAAACCAGAAGGUUUCGGAACGGUGAUAUCAACACAGCUUCAUCACUUCUCAGACGCAAGCACGACUGGGUAUGGCCAGUGUUCAUACGUUCGUUUGGUAGACGACAAAGGCCAGAUCCACUGUUCCCUGAUUAUGGGCAAAGCAAGAGUAGCUCCUUUAGAGAUGGUCACCAUACCACGUCUGGAACUCACAGCAGCUGUGGUGUCAGUGAGGGUCAGCGAGAUGCUCCGUCAGGAGCUCCAGUAUGAAAGUGUAGAAGAAAUCUUCUGGACUGACAGUAAAGUCGUGUUGGGCUACAUAAAGAACGACUCGAAGAGGUUCCACGUGUUCGUAGCCAACCGUGUUCAACAAAUAAGGGACCAAACCUCACCUAGCCAAUGGAGACACGUCGAAACGAAGUGUAACCCAGCCGAUGAUGCAUCGCGUGGUAUCACUGCCAAGGAACUCGUUGAAAGUUCAAGAUGGAUUUCAGGGCCAGAGUUCCUUUGGAAACCCGAAGACCAGUGGCCACAACCCCUCGAGGCUCAAGACCUCGUUACGCCAUCAGACGAUCCAGAGGUGAAGAAUUUGACUUCUUAUGCAACAAGUACGCAAGAGCCAUGGAACCUUGUUGAGAGUUUAAACUACUUCUCGGACUGGCAUAGGGCGUGUAGAGCCGUUGCUAUCUGUCUACGCUACAAGCAAAAACUCCGUCAACUGGCGUCCUCCAAGAAAGAAAGUUGUGCUAAACCAACAAAACGUCAGCAAAAGCCUGCCCUGACAGUGGAAGAGAUUUUAUCAGCUGAAAGGGAAAUCCUCAAAGCAGCCCAGAGGGUCGCCUUUUCAAGGGAAAUGGGUCUGUUAAAGCCGUUUCAAGAAGGACAAGAUAGAUCAUCCGCGCAGCAGAAGAAGAGAGCCAUGAAGGCGACGAGCUCGUUGUACCGCCUCGACCCAUUCAUUGACCAUGAUGGAGUGCUACGAGUUGGUGGUCGGAUCCAACGAGGCGAUUUUACAGAUGAAACAAAGUUCCCAGUCAUCCUUCCGAGAAAGGGCCACGUUACAGGUCUGAUCAUUAAGCACUACCAUGAGAAGGUUCAACAUCAAGGUCGUGGAAUGUCCUUAAACGAGAUCCGAGCCAAUGGAUUCUGGGUUAUCGGCGGAACAUCAGCUGUAGCCUCCAAAAUUGCAAAUUGUGUCACCUGCCGGAAGUUACGAGGUGCAUUCCAGGAGCAGAAAAUGUCCGACCUUCCGGAGGAUCGUCUGGAACCGGCACCCCUCUUCACCUACUACGCUGUCGACUACUGUGGACCAUGGUAUAUUAAGGAGGGGCGCAAGGAGGUAAAGAAGUAUGUUGCCCUCUUCACGUGCAUGGCAUCAAGAGCCGUACAUCUUGAAGUCUCGAACUCCUUGGAGACUGACUCGUUCCUCAACGCCCUGCGUCGUUUCAUUUGCAGAAGGGGUCCUGUACGUCAGCUGCGCAGUGAUCAUGGAACGAAUUUCAUCGGAGCAAAACGAGAGCUCCGCGAAGCGUUGCAGUCUAUGGAUCAAGAUCAGCACUGA
This is a messenger RNA of Pocillopora verrucosa, 5289 nucleotides long. Lineage: Eukaryota; Metazoa; Cnidaria; Anthozoa; Scleractinia; Pocilloporidae. The record is from RefSeq and is a predicted model, not a curated record.